CUUCCUAACCAACGUAACAUUGUAGAAUUUUUUUAAUAAUUUCCGAAUGAAGUCUGUUAUAUUAAGAGUAUGCAAAAAUUACAACUUACUUUGGCAAUUAUUAAACCGCACGCUGUUAAAAAUCCAGUAGCACUUUCUUAUAUUAGACAUGUUAUGAAAAAUAAAUUUAUUGUUAUUAAAACAAAAAGAGUUUCUUUGGACAUCGAGAGUGCUAGUAAAUUUUAUAAGGAGCAUGUUGGAAAAUUCUUUUACCAACGCCUCAUUACUUUCAUGGCGAGUGGUUACAUAGACCUACAUGUAAUGGGACAUUGCAAUGCAAUAGAGCUGUGGAGACGAUUACUUGGUCCAACCAGUGUCUACAGGGGGCAGUUCCAGGAUCCAGACAGUUUGAGGAGUUUAUUUGGUAUUUCUGACACUAGGAAUGUCGCUCAUGGUUCAGAUUCUCCAUCAUCAGCAGAGAGAGAAAUUAAGUUUUUCUUCCCUGAGUUUUCAUUCCACGAUUGGCACAACAAUGUUGAACCGCUGUACAGGAAGGGUCCUAUAAUAUUUAAUGAUCAUUUAUUCCAACACGUUAGAAAACUAUAGCACAAUUUAAAACUUAUUAAUAGAAACUACCGGUGGUCUAGCGGUUUAGACACCUUACCUCAUCAUCGCUGUUUCGAUUCCUCAUACAGUACAAAUUCGAUUU
This is a messenger RNA of Achroia grisella, 688 nucleotides long. RefSeq names its product nucleoside diphosphate kinase 6-like. Gene Ontology annotation, molecular function: nucleoside diphosphate kinase activity. The coding region runs from base 70 to 585 and encodes 171 amino acids. The transcript has 3 exons. The record is from RefSeq and is a predicted model, not a curated record. Gene Ontology annotation, biological process: GTP biosynthetic process; UTP biosynthetic process; CTP biosynthetic process. Lineage: Eukaryota; Metazoa; Arthropoda; Insecta; Lepidoptera; Pyralidae.